AUGCUGAGUAACGGUCAACCGCCGCAGAAUGCCCCGCCGACCGAGCAAGUUGCGGAUGACGAGCCCGAUGCUUGGUAAGUCAAGCCUUGUGGGAAAGGUGUGGGUGAAGGAGAGAUCUACUUUUUGUUCGCUUUCUCACGGGUCAACAAUUGACACAGGGGCAAAAGAAUAUCCGACACUGGUUGUGCAGGUAAGUUUCCCUUGCCGUCCGCGGCUUCGGAUGAGACGGACGGUGGGGUAGGCUUGAUAUGAUAACAUAAGCACAGCGGAAAAUACGAGGCUUAACGAUUGUUUCUUCGAAAAGAAGGAUUGGCGAAUGUGCAAGAAAGAGGUUUGUAACCCUAUCCGACUUCUCCGUUUGUUUGCUCCUCAGCUGCGAGCAAUUGGUGGCGGAAUUUGGGCUAAGGCCCUCCUACGAACCAGCACAGAUGGAAGCCUUUAAAGAAUGUUGGAGGUUGAAGGGAAAUAGGGAUAGAACAGACUCCAGAGUGAAUUGA
Messenger RNA from Tuber aestivum (summer truffle), 497 nucleotides. The record is from the annotation of a GenBank genome assembly. NCBI's taxonomy places the organism in Eukaryota, Fungi, Ascomycota, Pezizomycetes, Pezizales, Tuberaceae.